AUGAGCUCCGCCCGCAUCCGCACCAUCACAAAAACACCACUAAGACGCUAUACAAUGUCGCACUCUAGCAAUCCCGCAAACUUUGCCAACCGCCCCACCGAGGAAGUACGCGAGAUCGCCUCCAAGGGUGGAAAGGCCGCGCAGGCCGCACGCAAGCAUGACCUCCCGGGCCAUGGCAACCCGGGAAACUUUGCAAACAGACCCAAGGAGGAGGUGAGGGAGAUUGCGUCUAUGGGCGGAAAAGCUUCGGGAGGGUUCGCGAAUAUGGAUCCGGAGAAACAGAGAGAGAUUGCGUCCAAGGGCGGGAAAACGGCGCAUGAGAACUACAUGGAGAAGCAGAGGCAGAACAUGCCCGGCCACGGGAACCCAGGCAACUUUGCAAACAGGCCGACGGAGGAGGUGAGGGAGAUUGCGGCGAUGGGCGGAAGAGCGAGCCACAAGCAUGAUCACGAGUAA
This is a messenger RNA of Morchella importuna, 456 nucleotides long. RefSeq lists its product as uncharacterized. The transcript has 2 exons. NCBI's taxonomy places the organism in Eukaryota, Fungi, Ascomycota, Pezizomycetes, Pezizales, Morchellaceae. Bases 1 to 456 code for a protein of 151 amino acids. The record is from RefSeq and is a predicted model, not a curated record.